This is a messenger RNA of Triticum dicoccoides, 1773 nucleotides long. RefSeq names its product 1-acyl-sn-glycerol-3-phosphate acyltransferase BAT2, chloroplastic-like. Gene Ontology annotation, biological process: phosphatidic acid biosynthetic process. The record is from RefSeq and is a predicted model, not a curated record. Gene Ontology annotation, molecular function: 1-acylglycerol-3-phosphate O-acyltransferase activity. NCBI's taxonomy places the organism in Eukaryota, Viridiplantae, Streptophyta, Magnoliopsida, Poales, Poaceae. The coding region runs from base 387 to 1364 and encodes 325 amino acids. Gene Ontology annotation, cellular component: membrane. The transcript has 6 exons.
GCCGCCGGCCACCGUUUCGCCCGAGUCUAGUCACCUCCCGUCCGCGCGCGCAUGCGCAUCCAGUCAGCGCGCGCCCGCCCGCUUCCGCCCUCGCGAUUUUAUCCACUCUCACCACUCACCAACGGAGCUUCGCUCAGCGCAGCGCCAUCCCCCCGCCCCGCCUCCGGAUUCUCUCGCCCCAGGCCGAACAACCCCACGUUCGCCACGUGCGCUCGCGCCACCGCCUCGCCGCCCCAGCCAAUGAUCUAGAGCCUCGCGGAUCUGACGCGGCGCCCCCGCCCCGCCUCCGCGGUCCGGUCACCGUCUCGGCUUGCCCAGGCCCGCGCCUCCCCGCUUGUUCGUGCCGCCCUCGCCGGCGUAGGGGGGCGCGUGCGGCGAGCUCGUCCAUGGGGACGCUCGUCUGGCUGAGGCCGACCGCGGCCCCGGCCGUCCCCGCCGGUCCCUCCGCCGCGCACGCGGUGGCUGCCGGUGGUGUAAAUGCCCGGCCUCGGCGGGUGUCCGUGGCGUCCCGCUGCACGAACCCGCGGGUGCUCCAGGCGGGGAGGUGCCGGUGGCUGGUUGUCAGGUCGGGUGUCACGGCCGCUGCAGCCGCCGCAGAUGACCCCGAGGAUUCGUCGGAGCUAUCAGAUCUGCAAGUGGCUUCGAGGAUCAGAGGGGUCUUCUUCUACGCGGUGACUGCUGUUGCGGCGAUCUUUUUGUUUAUAGCUAUGGUUGUGGUUCAUCCACUUGUGCUCUUGUUUGACCGCCACCGUAGGAGAGCUCAGCACUAUAUUGCAAAGAUUUGGGCUACUCUGGCAGUUUCCAUGUUCUACAAGCUUGAAGUUGAGGGAAUGGAGAAUCUACCUCCCAAUAGUAGCCCUGCUGUCUAUGUUGCUAACCAUCAGAGCUUCUUGGAUAUCUAUACCCUUCUAACUCUAGGAAGGUGCUUCAAAUUUAUAAGCAAGACCAGUAUCUUUAUGCUUCCAGUUAUUGGUUGGGCAAUGUAUCUCUUGGGUGUCAUUCCUUUACGGCGUAUGGACAGCAGGAGCCAGCUGGACUGUCUUAAACGGUGUGUGGAUUUGGUGAAAAGGGGGGCGUCUGUAUUUUUCUUUCCAGAGGGAACUCGAAGUAAAGAUGGAAAGCUAGGUAUAUUCAAGCGAGGAGCAUUUAGUGUCGCAGCGAAGACUGGCGUUCCUGUCAUACCUAUUACCCUUCUCGGGACAGGGAAAUUGAUGCCUCCUGGAAUGGAAAGCAACCUUAAUUCAGGUUCAGUACAAGUCAUUAUUCACCGUCCAAUUGAAGGGAAUGAUGCAGAGAAAUUAUGUACCGACGCAAGGAAUGUGAUAGCAGACACUCUUCUUCUACAUGGUUAUGGAGUGCACUAAUGGAAGUGGGUGAUUUUUCCUAUUCAAUGGAUCAUGGAACCUAGUUUGCCGAAACGUGUCGACUGAAGGCAAAGAUAGUUUACAGCUGGUAGAGGUGCUGAGUGCAGGCAUUCUUUUUGCUGCAGAAUGAAGACAGGGGCUGGAGGAAGAAUAAGAAUGACUUGCGCUUGUUAGUUGCUGUGUGUGACUUGCAAAACAGGCUUUGAUGUAGUUUAUCUUUCACAAAUUGUAGUUUGCAUUUUUUGCCUUGUUCUAUAGUAUUUUAACAUGAAAAGAUGUGAUGUGGCGAAGAAAUCAUCUGGACCUAGAUGAUUUUGCCAUAUUCUACAAUCUGAGAAGAUAAGAUUUUUUUUGUGUGGGUGAGAAGAUAAUAAAGUUGGCACGUGAUUUCCUUUUGGGACUUGGUAAA